AUGGUCAACGACAGUCCAAAUGAUGAUUUGACAAAUUCAACUCCAAGACAAUCUGGAAAAUCUGACCGUGUACGUAAAAACGGAAAAUCGCAAUCGAAAGAUGAUACUCAAAAAACUUCACAGUAUUCUCCAUCAAAUGGUACGAGCAAUAAAAAUGAAGAAGCUAUGAAGGAACUAUUUAGUGACUACAAAGUAUUUGAAAAUUGGUGUUCUAUAGAAUAUUAUGAAUUCAACACCCAAGUAGGUGAGACAUUUCAUGUAACAAAUAAUUCUCUGGAAGUAAAUGUCAAUAAUUACAUGAAUCAGAGUAAUAAUAAUACUAGUUUUUGCUUGGCUUCAAUUACUAACAAGUCUCGCAAUAAAAUUAGUGAACAAAUAAAGAAGAAUAUCGGCCAGGGUAUCAUUAUGUACUUGCAAACGAAUGGCGAUAUUUGGUUGCGACAGAACUGCAGUCAAAAGAUUAAUUUCCACCCAGCUUCAAAAUUACUUGAUAUUCUUCUUAGUCAGUGA
Molecule: messenger RNA, 510 nt
Organism: Cotesia congregata
Lineage: Eukaryota; Metazoa; Arthropoda; Insecta; Hymenoptera; Braconidae
Source: the annotation of a GenBank genome assembly